Antechinus flavipes (yellow-footed antechinus) is the source of this 798-nucleotide messenger RNA. RefSeq lists its product as uncharacterized. NCBI's taxonomy places the organism in Eukaryota, Metazoa, Chordata, Mammalia, Dasyuromorphia, Dasyuridae. The record is from RefSeq and is a predicted model, not a curated record. The transcript is spliced from 4 exons. The coding region runs from base 1 to 798 and encodes 265 amino acids.
AUGACAGUAGCUGUACUUCAGCCCUGCCCUCUGCUGGAUGGGAAGUGUGAGAUCCUGUCCUGGCAGCAAAUGAGUCUGUGUCAGGAAGCUUCAGAAAGUGUCAUGGGGAAUGUGGGGAGUGGGGGAUAUGGGGAGCCCUCUUCACCAGAAGAAAAAGAUCUAGAGAACAGCACACUCUGGUCAGGGGCUAUAGGCAGCUCUUGUUCAGGGCCUCCGAGCUGCAGGUUCACACCCUUUUCCCUGUGUGUCUAUGUCCGUGCGCGUAUCCGUGUGUGUGUCUGUGUGUGUGUGUCCGCCUGCAUCCCCGCUUCUCCCUCCCCGCCCCUCCCUCUCCUAUUUUCCCUCCCCUCCCUCUCGCGCUCUCUCUCUCCUUCUCUCCUCCUCCUGGUCGUAUCGCCACAGUUCCCAGAGACCAGAAGAGAGAGCGCACCUCCCAGCAGAUCCGCACUCUCCCCAGACUAUGGGGCAGCCGGGCUGAGACUGGCCAGACAGACCCUGCAGCAGCAGCAGCAGUCGCAGCUGCUGCAAGUCAGCGAGCCACCCAACGCGGAGACCCUCAGGCAACCAGCGGCACCUCUCGGAGGACGGACUCUCAGAGCCAGCGACUUGCCCGCCUGCGCCCGCAGGACGCACGCGUGCCCUGUUCUUUUGCUAGUUCGCUCUGCUCUCGGAUUUACUGGCGGGCGAAAACGAUGUUUCUUCGCGGGGGGCUCGUGGGGCUUCUCCUUCUUUGUGAAGCUGUGUUGGGCCUUUAUUUUUCUCGGGACACUUACUCAGAAAAAGGUAUUAUUUAAAUGA